AUGAAAUUAUCCGAGUCGCCGAUUGCACAGAUUUUGUUUCUCUUUGAUAUCUCGUGCGCCCAGCAUGUCCUCUUUGACAUGGGUCUUUUUGUGCAGAUCAUCCAAUCUAUCAUCCUGCAGCUAUCGUUUAUCAUAAAUUCGGCUCUCAUCAAUAUCAUUGCAAAGGCAAUCGAUCUCAAAAUACCCCCGCCCAUACUGAGGUAUCGUUCAAAAUGCUUCCAUCCCAUUCAUACGGAACAUGCCGAGUUGGGAAAACUCUUUUCAUACAUAAAAUCGAUGAUGCCAAAAUCUCACGAUCCAUCUCCAUAUUCUUGGGACAUUGUAAAGCUCUAUUUGCUUCACGCAUUUUCGGACUAUCCAUGGAGCCACUCCUCGUCAGAUUCUAGCCUCAAAAUAAUACUCCUGUUUUCCGAUUGCUUUAACUCCAUUGAUUUGGUCCUCUUUUCCGAUCUGCUGCCAGCAUUCUCCUCUAAUCAGGUAAAGCUAGCCAUUGUUACGGACCACAAUACGCCAUUGCAGAUUGAAGCGUUCAAGCCCUUCAUUAGCCGAUCUUCAUUUUCCUCCUUGACUGCAAACAUUUCCCAUCUAUUUGGGAUGGGGUUUCAGCCCAGUCCGCACCAUCUCAAAAAGAUAAUUAAGCAUCUUGAGAAUCGAAAACGGGCUGCUUUCCUUGCCCAUUCUGAUGCAGCAGUGCGAAAUUCCGAUCCUCUUCAGAACAUUGAAGACAUUAUUUCGGCAAAUGAUGUGUUUGCUGAGCUUGCAGAUCUCAGAAGCCUUUUUGUUUCCAUCCCAGGCCUGAAGCCGCACUCUUUUGAAAAUUUUGUUCUUUUCACGUAUUUUUAUUUCUUAUUUAGCGCCGCUUCUGACGAGCUGAUCAUACAGAGCUUAAAUUUGACGCUUGAUGCCUGCAAUGAUGGUCUUCUUCUCGAGUUUUUUUGCCUUUCCUCGGAUUGCAGAUCAUUGUUGCUCGAUGUUAUCGAAAACGCCCACACAAAGCAUCAUAGAUUGGCGCCACAUCUUAGCGAAGGGCUGUUUGAAUCAAUUCAUGCCCUUGCCACCUAUUUUCGCACAAAAAAGGCAAUCAGAUCUGAUCCUCUUCUCCGGAUCUUGUUCAUUGUUAGUCCGUUAGGAUGCCGCAUUUUUUUGGGAUACAAAGAUUUGUAUUCAUUAUUGGAAGAUCUGACGAUCUCAUUUCUAAUAUCGGGAGCCAUCAUGUGUGAAGAUUCAUGUCCAUCUAUGGAAAAAGACAUUGAAUUGCUACAAAAAGCUUUAAAUUUUGCUCCAGGACAUGAUGGCCCACGUGGAUGGAGCUCUGACCAAUUAUCCCAAAUAAAAGAAGCUAUAUCGGAGAUUUUCCAGAGUCCAGAGGAUAUUUCUGAGCCCGAAAUUAUGACAACAGUCGCUUUGAAUAGCGAGAAUACACCGGCAGGUUCUUCUGCAGAUAUACAAAGCACGUCUUCACAGUCUUUCUUUACCGGACUUGGUGCCGCUAGCAGGCAUUUUCUACAAACCCAUUCUUCCCUUACGUCAAUAGAAGUGUUAACUCCUGGGACCGUUGAAAGCGCUUGUGGAAGUUCAUCCCAACCUAUCAAUACCGGGAUUUUGGUGCACGAAACACCGACAAAGGAGUGCCCAAAUACUUUCACACCAAUGGCAUUAAAUUUGGACGAUGAUCACAAUAUCGUUAUUGCAGAGACUCCAAAAAAAUUUAUUUCCUGCAAGCGGUCUCUGCAAUAUUGA
This is a messenger RNA of Mitosporidium daphniae, 1740 nucleotides long. RefSeq lists its product as uncharacterized. NCBI's taxonomy places the organism in Eukaryota, Fungi, Microsporidia. The transcript has a single exon. The record is from RefSeq and is a predicted model, not a curated record. The coding region runs from base 1 to 1740 and encodes 579 amino acids.